CUGAGACCGCGAGGAUCUACCUCUUUCCAUAGUGCCCGAGUUCGACUGUGAUUAUUAUCUCUGGGUAGCUCGAGAGGAACGAGCCGCCCGAAGAUGACGCCGAUCCCGCUUGCGUGCGCUAUUCUCGCUGCAUCCUUGUGCAGCAGCGAGGUGCAGGCGAUUUCGUCGUCCUGGCGACCGAUCGUGCCGGGCCACGCCGACGGCGCAGGUAUACUGCAUCAGGAGGCAUCGAUUUUCGGAAACGCGCCUACGCAGACGCUCUACGACGUGGACAGUCCUCAUCAUCUGCUGUCGCAUGACCAAGGGACAUGUGCCCUCUAUAAAGUCGCCAUGACCCAGCAGCUGUACUUCGAGUACAUCCAUUACAAGGUAGACCUGCCGGACAUGAAGGAGUUCACCCUCUGUAUGUGGACGAAAUUCCACAAUCACUCUAACGACCAUCCACUGUUUUCUUACGCAGUCGGCGACCAAGCGCGGGAGAUACUGUCGUGGGUCGCGAACACACCAAGGAGUUCGUAUUACAUGCUCAACGUCAACGGUCACAACUUAUACAGAUUGAAUUAUCCGCUGAGACUUAACAAGUGGUACCACUCCUGCCAGAGCUGGAACGGUCGCACCGGCGAAUGGCAGAUCUGGGUCAACGACGAGCGUGUAGGUCGCGGGUUCAACAACAGGCUAGUCGGGCACGUUAUCAAAGGCGGCGGAAUCGCGAUUUCGGGGCAGGAACAACGACAACUGGGCGGCGGUUUCUUGGAGGGUGAAGAAGCGCCACCAGGUUCCGGUGGCUAUUUAGGAGAACUGACGAUGGUGCAGCUCUACAACGUUGCCCUGACCGCGGGCAAAGCGCACAAAGAUCACAAGCACCAUCACGUUCAUCGUCAUGAACACGACACGAGUAAUGACACGCCGAGGGCCACCACGCGAGCGCCUGUAACCGGACCUCCCUUGCCACCGCAUCCCUUCCUCACUGGAGGGCAGAUCAAUACACAAGUGAAGAUCAAUCCGGGGGCGUCGAUCCAGAUCGUACAAAACGGCCUGACCAUUCGUCAUCCGGCAUUACCGCCGGUCCCGGAAUCGCCCCCACAGCCGCUCCCGCCCUUGAAUCUCGAUGUUUUCACGUCACCCUUCCCCCCGCUACAUCGAUUGCCCGUUGCUCCUAGGCCGUCGUCGAUUUUCUCGAACGGACCCUAUCAUAAUCUCUUCAAAAGAGAGAGAAGCGAGUCGAAGAAACGAGACAUCAAGAACGAGACGGUAAUGUCGAGUUUGACCGAGUCCGAAAAAUCCGUCGUGAAGAGGGACGCCGAGAAAACUUCGAAAGAAACUGAUGGCGACGGCAAGGUAACUUUCGUGGCAAAAACGGAGGACGUAAAUGACAAAAAGCUGGGAAAACGCGAGGCUGAAAAGAAGAAGAAGAGAGGACUGCUGCAGUUAGGCGACGGAUCGAUUCUUGAUGACGGAUACCCCAGUCCUCAAGGUUUGGACGACGACUAUUUCACGGGAUUAACGGGUUUCGGGCUCACUAAGGGGGCAAACGAAGAGGAGGAGGACGAACGGGAGCCCGCCGAGGCUGAGGUCAGACAAGUGAUGGACAUCUGCGACGGAUGCGCCGAGGAACCGUUCGGGAAGGCGUUGAUCCUAGACUGGAGAUCGGUACCCAAGAAGCUUUAUUCCGGCGCGUUGUACUUGCCGGCUAUACCGGUGUGCAAAGCGUUUUAACCACCGACGAGAUAACGCGGCGAAUCGCGCGCGAAGCAACAUUCCGGCGACGUCGCGUGAAUUUUCGCGGAAUUUUAUCGAGCGUCCGCCCGGAAAGAUCCGGAUCGUGCCGAAUAACGACGCGAACCCUCGAUACCCAGUCGACGAAAGAUCGACGAUCUCUCGAGAGCGAAACGUUCCCAGGUAUCCCACGCCAUGUUUUAGAUCGCUGAGUAUCUUUAGUUGCUACGGGCGAAGAUGUUUGUCAUUCGCGCUGCGCUGAGUCCGGCGCCCUUCCGAUUUCUUUUCUCUGCGUUGCUCAUUGAUUCGUUUUUUCUCAAUGAUGCAGCCAAAUACUUUUUUGUUUGUCGUAUCUUCGUAAACAUUACGAACAUGCGGAGAUGCGAACAAUAUUGCCAUUGGAAAAACUUGCGCUUGACAAAACAUCUUGCCGAUCAUAUUUAUUUGCAAUUUCUAUCCGAUUAACUGUACGACGAUUAAGUCUGAAGCUUCCACGAGUAUUGUGAUGGCGAGUACGGGGUCAAUUGUAAUGAAUGUAAGAAAUAAUCGUAACCCUCGUUAGAUAGCAAGACAUAUCAAUAAUCUAUAAAAGUCUGGCAAAACCUUUUUUUAAAUAUUAGAAUUCUAGUAUGUUUAUUUGUGCGGAACGGUUAAAAUCUUUGUCGGUAUUGUUACAAAUGGCCGGAAAUGUCUGUAAUAACGAUAUGCGAUAAACGUCGCGGUAAUUCCUGAUGUAUACGAGGAUAGUGUUUAAUUAGUUAAGAAAAAUUUCAUUAACGGAAUAAAGAAUGUUGGCGUAAUAGGACAGUAUUAUGUUGUAAAUUCGAGAAACUGAUCACGAAUAACAACGAUCGCUUUUAACAGAAUACUCAUCGUGGUUUUAAGGUGCGUGCUGAUCGAUUGACCUCGGCGAGACGAAGGGAAACUUAAUUAUGUAAUAACGACGGAAACCGCCUUAAUCGAUCAGCAAUGUACGCCUCGGUCGCUUAAAGCUCGACUUAGCUCUAGUGGUGUAUAUUUUGUGUACAUGUGAAGUAUGCCGAAUAAACUUUUAUAAACCGUU
Molecule: messenger RNA, 2779 nt
Organism: Temnothorax curvispinosus
Lineage: Eukaryota; Metazoa; Arthropoda; Insecta; Hymenoptera; Formicidae
Exons: 8
Coding region: 94-1716 (540 amino acids)
Source: RefSeq, a predicted model, not a curated record